GCUCCUGGACCCCUUCGGACCCCUCCUUUUCGCGGCGCUUGCGGCUUCCUCUCUGGGGCUGGGCCUCUAAGCCUCCUUAGUCCUCCUGGAAGACAACCAGAAGCAGCCGGCGGGAAGAGUCUAGCAUCCGCAGCCGCCGCUAGGCCCCGCCCAGCAGCAGCGGAGCAGGGCCGCGCCCGGGACCGCUGCAGAGCGGGGUAGACAAGACCCUAGCCCACAGAUUCCGUUAAAUUGAGAGGUUCUGGUCCGAAAUACGCUGCCACCUGGCAACGGUGACCUCAGCCCUGCACCCCCUCCCUGGUUGGGCCAGGGAGCCACGACACUCCGGGCUUUAGAGAGGCGUGGUGUGACACUAGCCCCGCCUUUGGGGGCCGACCAGGGAUAGCCCGAACGCAGGGAAGAUACCUUUUCACCGCCCAAGCCAGCCCCAAACCCCGCCCUCGGCCCCGCCCCCGCGCGCUCCCCAGCUGGCCAACUCCACCCAGCCCUAAGACCCUUUUUCUGGUCUGCAGCUGUCUUUCUUGUUUCUGCUUGCAGACGCCACUGGCUGGAGAGGGCUUCUGAUCAACCUUUUCCAGGUACGCAACCUUCUUCGCCUUUGCAGCGGGAUCUUUCUCCUUCCGGUCGUCAGUUAAGACAGCAGCCAUGCCGGUAUCAGUGACCCGCACAACCAUCACGACUACAACAACGUCCUCCUCCUCCACCAUUGUGGGGUCCCCUCGGGCACUGACCCAGCCCCUGGGCCUCCUCCGCCUCCUGCAGCUAAUAUCCACUUGCGUGGCUUUCUCGCUGGUGGCCAGUGUGGCUGCUUGGACGGGGCCCAUGGGUAACUGGGCCAUGUUCACCUGGUGUUUCUGCUUUGCUGUGACGCUCAUCAUCCUGAUUGUGGAAUUGGGCGGACUCCAGGCCCGCUUCCCCCUGUCAUGGCGAAACUUCCCUAUCACCUACGCCUGCUACGCGGCUCUCUUCUGCCUGUCGUCUUCCAUCAUCUACCCCACCACCUAUGUGCAGUUCAUGGCUCACGGACGGACCCGGGACCAUGCCAUCGCGGCCACCACCUUCUCCUGUGUCGCCUGUUUGGCCUACGCCACCGAAGUGGCCUGGACUCGUGCAAGGCCCGGUGAGAUCACUGGCUACAUGGCUACCGUGCCGGGGCUGCUCAAGGUUUUCGAGACCUUCGUAGCCUGUAUCAUCUUCGCCUUCAUCAGCGAACCAUCCCUGUACCAGCAGAAGCCGGCCCUGGAGUGGUGUGUGGCAGUCUACGCCAUCUGCUUCAUACUGGCUGCCGUGACCAUCCUGCUCAACCUGGGGGACUGUACCAACAUGUUGCCCAUCCCCUUCCCCACCUUCCUGUCAGGCCUGGCCUUACUGUCUGUCCUCUUGUAUGCCACCGCCAUUGUCCUCUGGCCCCUCUACCAGUUUGAUCAGAGGUACAAUGGCUACCCCCGGCGGGCAUCGGAUUCAAGCUGCACGUACACACACCCCCACUCUGUGUGUUACUGGGACCGCCGACUGGCGGUGGCCAUCCUGACAGGUGUCAACCUGCUGGCCUAUGUGUCUGAUCUGGUGUACUCCGCCCGUCUGGUGUUUGUCAAGGUCUAAGGUUAACAAGGGGCUCCCCUCCCCGUCCCUUCUGGCAACCUCUUCAUCUUAUUGCCCAGGUUUUUGGUACCGUCCUGUUUCCUCCUCCUCCUCACCUCCCUCCCAUUUCCUCUUCCUCCUUAUAUAUUCCUCCUGACUCAUUGUUCUCUUUCCUUGUUUCGCUUUCUUCCCUUUCCUCUUCCUGUUUGCCUGUCUAUCUCCUGUUUUGCUGCCCCGGAGCUGUCUCCACAGCUUUACCUCUUUCAUAUUCCUAUCCCCACGGUUUCCCCGGAGCCCUCAGAGUUCUUGCUUUCUCUCCCUCACCCCUCAAAGGUGCUGACCCCACACAUCCCACACUCCUUUGCAGUUCUUCACCCCAUGGGCCUCUCUCGGGCCCUCAUUGCCAAAGCAUGCCUGCCUGCCUGCCUGCCUUAGCUGUGCCUUAGUAUGUGCGUGUGUGUUAAAGGGGUUGGGGACCAGGCCUAUAGCGCACCUCUCCUUUAAGUUCAAAACCAAAAAAAAAAACCCAAAACAAAACAAAAAAACUCUGGAGGUCAAUAAUUUCCGGUAGCCAGGAGCCUUUAAGCAGAGAGUCUCUGCCUCUACCUUGUCACUCAGCUUUGCCUAAAAUUGACUCUAGAAUUUUUUUACCAGGCUUACUGAAGACCCACUGCCUAGAGGCUAUCCUAGAUGAAGCAAAGGAUGGAUGCCUUUGCUGAAUUAUUCUCUGUGCUAUCCAAACAAACAAACA
Molecule: messenger RNA, 2332 nt
Organism: Peromyscus californicus insignis
Lineage: Eukaryota; Metazoa; Chordata; Mammalia; Rodentia; Cricetidae
Gene: Myadm
Product: myeloid associated differentiation marker
Exons: 5
Coding region: 646-1602 (318 amino acids)
Biological process (GO): negative regulation of heterotypic cell-cell adhesion
Cellular component (GO): cell-cell junction; plasma membrane
Source: RefSeq, a predicted model, not a curated record